AUGGCCAGCACAGUCACCAAGGAGAUUUCCUAUGAUGAACUGAAAGCUCUUGUUGGUAAGAGUCCUGCUUUGGUCCUGGUUGACGUAAGAAGAAAAGAUGAAUAUGAUAAUGGACACAUCCCCGGAUCACUGCACAUCCCAGUGGACACUGUGGAGGCAGCUUUGUCAAUGUCACCAGAGGAAUUCAAAGCUAAGUAUGGAGUAACCAAGCCACAGACAGAUGCCCCGGAGUUGGUCUUUCACUGCCAAGUUGGAAAAAGAGGUGGAAUAGCCACUAACAAGGCCUAUGAAAUGGGCUAUGUAAAUGCACGCAACUACCUCGGGGCAUACAGAGAGUGGUCUGAAAAAGAAGGAAAGUGA
Messenger RNA from Knipowitschia caucasica, 360 nucleotides. Lineage: Eukaryota; Metazoa; Chordata; Actinopteri; Gobiiformes; Gobiidae. The record is from the annotation of a GenBank genome assembly.